CUUGGACUUCAGUGUUGUUGUGAGGUGUGGACUAACUAGUGUCCUUGCUGGUGGAGGUUUAGGGUGUGUCAGUGUAACUAGUAUCCUUGCUGGUGGAAGUUUAGGGUGUGUCAGUGUAACUAGUGUUCCUGCUGGUGGAGGUUUAGGGUGUGUCAGUGUAGGAGACGAGAGAAUGGACGUCGUGGCAGCCAUACUGUUGCUCACAGGCGCUGUGAUAAACGUCCCGGGCUCUGUGACGAGCGUCUCAGGCGCUGUGACUGGCAUCCCAGGCGCUGUGACGGGCGUCCCAGGCGCUGUGACUGGCAUCCCAGGCGCUGUGAUGGGCGUCUCAGGCGCUUUGACGGGUGUCCCAGGUGUUGUGACGGGCGUCCCAGGCGCUGUGACGGACGUCCCAGGGGCUGUUACGGACGUCCCAGGGGCUGUUACGGACGUCCCAGGGGCUGUUACGGACGUCCCAGGGGCUCUGACGGGCGUCAGAGCCCCAGAAGAAUGCCUGUGCCCAGAAGGGAGCAGCUCGGACGCCUCGUGCAGCUGCCCACCGCGGCUGAAGACAGACCAGCCAAUUGUGAUCACUCUGACCAACCUGAGCGGCACGAUCACGGCGCCAGAGGACCCCAGCGGGGACCACUACUACUGCACCAACUGCAGGGUCCUCUGGGUCCUCGACACGGGGGCCCCCAGCAACACCAUCACGCUCACCAUCCAGGACCUGUUCCUGGGGUACCCGGACGUCACCAUACCAGACGCUGACCUCAACAACUACACCACCGGUGACUUUCUGCUCGUCGGUGCAGGUAACGACAUCUUGCAAGGCAAUGAGCUCAUGUUCUUCGGACAUCGCCAGCAACCUCAGAAGGUGAUGAUACCAGCCGGUGUCGGCCACAUCUUCCUCUACUCCACAGUGAGCGCCGUCGACGCCAAGGGCUUCAAUAUCACCUACAACACCACAGUGGAGGUGACGACGGAGGCGCCGCCCUCCACCACCACUCGCGCCCCCAACAUACCGGAGACAUACGUGGCCAUCAACGGCAUCCCGCUCACCGACUGGCAGAGCUACAACGAGUCCUUCAAGAAGAACAUUGCCAUCAUGUCCAACGGCUACCUCCGCCAGCACGACUUUCCAGAUGACGUUGUUGUUAGGUGA
Molecule: messenger RNA, 1144 nt
Organism: Procambarus clarkii (red swamp crayfish)
Lineage: Eukaryota; Metazoa; Arthropoda; Malacostraca; Decapoda; Cambaridae
Source: RefSeq, a predicted model, not a curated record